UUGGGCUCCUCACAUGUUGCGGGGCCCUCGCUGCGCUCCCGUCUUCGUGUUUUGUACCCGUCGUCUGUGCGACUGUCCCAGGACAGCAGCACCCAAUAUCACCAGUAGAUGUGAGAAUGCCCAGUGAGAUAACCAGCACACGUGAAUCUGCAGCCACGCACACAUACUGCCCACCGGGACGGGUGCGAGCCUUUGAUUGUGUGUUUGUGUCACAUUUCGACUCCUCCCCGCUUGCGUCUUCUAUAAAACACCGGCGCUCUGAGCAGCACAGCGGGGUUCACCGACUUCCACCCGAGGGGACUCCACGUCAGCCCGGGCGAAAAACGCCGCACCGCCUCCAUCGCCGCCGGUCUCCGUCAAACCGCCCCGACCCACAAACGAACAUGGCUCCCUUUGAGAAAUCCAUGGAGAUGAUGUCCUUCAAGCAGAGGAAAUGUCUCGAGACAAGAAAGGAUGAAGUGUGCACCAUUCGGACCAAAUUCCCCAACAAACUGCCCGUGAUUGUUGAACGUUACAUCCGUGAAAAGACUCUCCCCCUGAUGGACAAAACCAAGUUCCUGGUUCCCUUCGAGCUCACCUUGGGCCAGUUCCUCUGUCUGCUCAGGAAUAAGAUUUCAUUGGACUCCACCCAGGCUUUGUUCCUCCUGGUGGCGGAGAAGAGCAUGUCCUGCAUGUCCUCCAGCAUGGGGGAGGUUUACUCCCACCACAGCGACACCGACGGCUUCCUCUACAUCACCUACGCCUCGCAGGAGAUGUUCGGAGCGCCUGGACCGGCAGCACUGAAGCAGAUCAAAGCGAAAUGACCCGGAGGAGGAUCUGAACCAACAAACAACCCAACUGGAGGCAAAGAAAGAGCGUUUUCAGGCCUGCCUCACGAAGCCUUCUGGACUUUCAAACAGGGCAAAUCUCUACUGGACCAGACUCGCACUGAGGAUUCGUUGCAGACAGAUUGAUUGCUUGAGUGGCAAGUCGAUACAGAUGCAAAAGGACAGUUGUGAUUGUUGCCCCGUGAUGUUUUUUUCAAUACCUGCUCUUCAAAUAGAUCAGACGCAUUGAGCUUGAGAGCAAACAAACCUGUCGUAACGUUGCUGUAAUGGUGUAAAACUAAAAACAGGGUCAAUGUCUUGCUGGCAAUCAGACUCCUGCUCAGCACUUAUCUCUUCUGUUCUCCUUUCGUUGAUUGCCUCUUUCAUCCUCGCGUUCCCUAAAAAUGUGAAACUGUGCUGCGGAUUCUCGAGGCACUCAUUGAAAACGUGGAUGUCAAUUGAAUGCUGCUCUUUCUCAUUUUCCCAAAAAAUAAAUCCUUGUCCUUACAAUUCA
This is a messenger RNA of Gasterosteus aculeatus aculeatus (three-spined stickleback), 1320 nucleotides long. It is a transcript of the gene map1lc3cl, whose product is annotated as microtubule-associated protein 1 light chain 3 gamma, like. Lineage: Eukaryota; Metazoa; Chordata; Actinopteri; Perciformes; Gasterosteidae. The record is from RefSeq and is a predicted model, not a curated record.